AUGCUAAAGGAAGCUCUACAGAGGAUCAUUUCAACUCUGGCAAAUAAAAAUGAUGAAAUUCAGAACUUUAUUGAUACACUAAAUCAUACACUAAAAGGAGUUCAGGAAAAUUCUUCUAACAUACUUUCAGAGUUAGAUGAAGAAUUUGAUAGUUUGUACUCUAUAUUGGAUGAAGUAAAGGAAAAUAUGGUUAUCAGUAUCAAGCAGGAACAAGCUCGUAAAUCACAAGAGUUACAGAGCCAGCUUAGUCAGUGUAAUAAUGCCCUGGAGAACUCUGAAGAACUACUAGAAUUUGCAACAAGGUCAUUAGAUAUAAAGGAACCAGAGGAAUUUUCAAAGGCUGCCAGACAAAUCAAGGAUAGAGUCACAAUGGCUUCAGCCUUUCGUCUUUCUUUGAAACCAAAAGUCAGUGACAACAUGACUCAUUUAAUGGUGGAUUUCUCUCAGGAAAGACAGAUGCUGCAAACUUUGAAGUUUUUGCCAGGUAAAUACAUGUAUUACAUGUACAAUUUUGAAUAAAGCCUUUUUUCUCAAAUUUUUUUUCUGUAAUGAAUAUUGGCAUGUAAAUAUUAAAGAAGUAUAGUGUGUUUUUUCUUCAUUCAACUAAGGAAUAAAUCUGCAGUUAUUGUUUUUAGAGAAUUAUUUUACUGGUAGCAAAAGUUCCAUUUC
Messenger RNA from Castor canadensis (American beaver), 669 nucleotides. The record is from RefSeq and is a predicted model, not a curated record. NCBI's taxonomy places the organism in Eukaryota, Metazoa, Chordata, Mammalia, Rodentia, Castoridae.